CUGAGCUGAGUAGUCAUGUCUGGACGUGGUAAAGGUGGAAAGGGGCUGGGAAAGGGGGGUGCUAAGCGCCAUAGGAAGGUUCUGCGAGACAAUAUUCAGGGUAUUACCAAACCGGCCAUCCGUCGUUUGGCUCGGCGUGGCGGUGUCAAGCGGAUAUCCGGCCUCAUCUAUGAGGAGACUCGUGGGGUGCUCAAAGUCUUUCUGGAGAACGUGAUUCGGGACGCCGUCACUUACACGGAGCACGCCAAACGAAAGACGGUCACCGCCAUGGACGUGGUCUACGCGCUCAAGCGCCAGGGUCGUACACUUUACGGCUUCGGCGCUGGUGUACUUGGUGACAGCCUUGGUGCCCUCGGACACGGCGUGCUUGGCCAGCUCCCCGGGCAGCAGCAAGCGCACGGCCGUCUGGAUCUCCCUGGACGUGAUGGUCGAGCGUUUGUUGUAAUGCGCCAGGCGCGACGCCUCGCCCGCGAUGCGCUCGAAGAUGUCGUUGACGAACGAGUUCAUGAUGCCCAUGGCCUUGGACGAGAUGCCGGCAAGCAGGGUGGCAAGGCUCGUGCUAAAGCCAAAACUCGCUCUUCUCGGGCCGGCCUUCAGUUCCCCGUGGGCCGAGUGCACCGCCUGCUCCGCAAGGGCAACUAUGCCGAGCGGGUGGGGGCCGGCGCGCCGGUGUACCUGGCGGCGGUGCUGGAGUACCUGACGGCCGAGAUCCUGGAGCUGGCGGGCAACGCGGCCCGCGACAACAAGAAGACGCGCAUCAUUCCGCGUCACCUACAGCUGGCCAUCCGCAACGACGAGGAGCUCAACAAGCUGCUGGGCAAAGUCACUAUUGCUCAGGGCGGUGUCCUGCCGAAUAUCCAGGCCGUGCUAUUGCCUAAAAAGACCGAGAGUCAUCACAAGACCAAGGUAUAUAUAAAGGCAACCUCUUCUGUCUUACAUACCUUACUGUUUCUCAGUUUUUCGGAAAUGGCUCGGACCAAGCAAACAGCUCGUAAGUCUACUGGGGGGAAGGCCCCACGCAAACAGCUGGCCACCAAGGCGGCUCGCAAAAGUGCGCCGGCCACUGGCGGCGUGAAGAAGCCCCACCGCUACCGGCCCGGCACGGUGGCGCUGCGCGAGAUCCGCCGCUACCAAAAGUCCACCGAGCUGUUGAUCCGCAAGCUGCCCUUCCAGCGCUUGGUGCGCGAGAUCGCGCAGGACUUCAAGACCGACUUGCGCUUCCAGAGCUCGGCCGUGAUGGCGCUGCAGGAGGCGUGUGAGGCCUACCUGGUGGGGCUCUUUGAGGACACCAACCUGUGCUACUCGCUUGUAUUCACUAUGUCUGGCCGUGGCAAAGGCGGAAAGGGUCUGGGUAAAGGAGGCGCCAAGCGCCACCGCAAAGUUCUGCGCGACAACAUCCAGGGCAUCACCAAGCCCGCCAUCCGGCGCCUGGCCCGGCGCGGCGGCGUCAAGCGCAUCUCCGGCCUCAUCUACGAGGAGACCCGCGGGGUGCUCAAGGUCUUCCUGGAGAACGUGAUCCGGGACGCCGUCACCUACACCGAGCACGCCAAGCGCAAGACGGUCACCGCCAUGGACGUGGUCUACGCGCUCAAGCGCCAGGGCCGCACCCUCUACGGCUUCGGCGGCUAAGCUUAAACUGCAAGCUGUUUCCAAUAGCAGCGCUAAAGGCCCUUUUCAGGGCCACCUACA
This is a messenger RNA of Diceros bicornis minor, 1689 nucleotides long. RefSeq lists its product as uncharacterized. The transcript is spliced from 5 exons. Gene Ontology annotation, cellular component: nucleosome. Bases 16 to 1629 code for a protein of 537 amino acids. Gene Ontology annotation, biological process: nucleosome assembly. Gene Ontology annotation, molecular function: protein heterodimerization activity; structural constituent of chromatin; DNA binding. The record is from RefSeq and is a predicted model, not a curated record. Lineage: Eukaryota; Metazoa; Chordata; Mammalia; Perissodactyla; Rhinocerotidae.